Messenger RNA from Dimorphilus gyrociliatus, 1372 nucleotides. Lineage: Eukaryota; Metazoa; Annelida; Polychaeta; Dinophilidae. The record is from the annotation of a GenBank genome assembly.
CAUGGAUAAAAACACAAAUACGGACCUUGAAUACGUAAUUCAAGUGAUAAGUAGGAAUAUUCAGCUAUGCUCAAGUAAGAAACAAGAAUCUAUAGGUAUUUGUAACAAGUUCUCUAAAUUACUACAUCCUUGGGAUAUUCCAAAAAAAAAUGAGAAGCUGAAUACAGAAUCAGAUGAGAAAGCUCCAAUGUUAUCUGAGAGAGAGUUAAUGACCUUGAGUGAAGCUGAUAAAAUUCUUGCAAAAGCUGCUAAAACUUUAGCAGAUAAAACUGCAGAAGAAGAAAGAUUGCUCGAACUACAGAGGAGAAAAGAGAAACUAGAUAGGGUACUUCAAACAAAAGAGUUACUAAAACCUGAGAAACCUGUUAAGCCUACAAAAGCUAUUGAGUUAAAACCCCAUAAACCAGUUUCAGAAAAGACCAAAGCUCCACUAUCUACUCGAACCCUUUCUAGCAAUUCUCAGAAAGGGAAUCAAGUAAAAACUGCUCCAGUUCCUACCUAUAAAACAGCACCAUUCAAAACUGAUGUAGAAACAAAACGAAAAGUAUUGAAGGCUCAUAACACGAAAACAAGUCUAGCAAGGCAAAAGUUAACUAGAUCCGCAACAAUACAAACUAAGCAAAGUUUAGUAAAGGAAACUCAACAAGCUUUAUCAAGCCUCUCUGUUGAUGAAACAGUAACUUCAGAAACUCCAACUAUAGAUAGUAAUCAGAAAGAAGAAACUAUUCCAUGUCAACCUCAUAUAGCAAAUAAAAAAAAUGAAAAAGGAAAAAAUACAGAAAUCAAUGAGAAUACGAAACGUUUCAACAUUAUGAAAGAAGGGAACAAUCUAAAACUACCGCAAAACGUACAAAGAUUGGCGCGCUUAAACAGAAAAUUUCAGAAACAAAUUCGUGACGUUCGCAAAAAAUUGGCAAAUAAUCCACAGCCUUCUUUUAUUACAAAUUUAGAAAAAACUGUGUUUUAUAAUAGUGAUAACCGAUUAAAGCGUUUAUUAAAUGUUCAACAAACAACUACUCGAUAUACAAAUCUUUUCUCAACACUUGAAGAAGCUAGUGCUGCAAGAAAUUGGAAACAGGUACCUUUAGAUGAAAAAUUGAGUAUUUGUAAAGCCUACCAGGCAAUUUGCAAGGAGUUUGAAAAUUUAACAGAAGCCUAUACCAAAUUUAUAACUGUUCAGAAAAAGUCUUUAAAUGUUUAUUCAACCGUAAAUGAAAAAGCUCUAAAGAAUUUAAAAGCCGUUGGAACACUUUUCAAGAUUCCCAGAGCCGUCUCUUAUAAAAAUAUAAGAGAAGUUCAUGAAUAUAUUAGCAUCCUUUGUGAUUAUAAAACAAUUAAAUAUCCAAGUCCAAAAGAAUGGAAAGCCGGAUGA